Messenger RNA from Neolamprologus brichardi, 14233 nucleotides. RefSeq names its product lysine (K)-specific methyltransferase 2A (gene kmt2a). Gene Ontology annotation, biological process: positive regulation of DNA-templated transcription. Gene Ontology annotation, molecular function: DNA binding; histone H3K4 methyltransferase activity; protein binding. NCBI's taxonomy places the organism in Eukaryota, Metazoa, Chordata, Actinopteri, Cichliformes, Cichlidae. Gene Ontology annotation, cellular component: nucleus; histone methyltransferase complex. The record is from RefSeq and is a predicted model, not a curated record.
GCCCACUGAGGUAUCUCCGAUCGCAGGGCAGACAGGCAGAGAGUGUAAAAUGGCGCACAGCUGUCGGUGGCGGUUCCCUGCUCGGCCCGGAGGGAGCAGCAACUCCGGUACCGGGAGGAGAGCGGGCCGAAUCAGGGUUACUGCCUCUUUGCGGAGUGUCUCGGGAGCCCACCCUAAUGCAGCUGGGCUCGGACCCGGGUUUGAUGCUGCACUACAGGUCUCUUCGGUUAUCGGGAGCAACCUGCAGAAAUUUCGGGAUGUUUUGGGGGAAUCGAGCGACUCUAGCAGCACGGAGGAAGAAGCAUUUGAAGGAUUUGGACCGGUUGUUGAACAGAAGCGAGUACAGAGCCCUUCAACAACUUCCUCAGCAGGCCCACCUAUACAGGAGAAGAAGCCAAGAGGGCGCCCGCCACGGGUCCUGUCCGCCCAGAAAAUUGCUGCAAGUCUACCUUCCCCAUCAUCCUUUCCCUCCCCAACACAGGACAAACCUGAGGGACCUGAAAGACCAGCUGAAAGGGUGAAAAGGCUACCUGGGAGGCCACCUGGGACCGGAGAAAAGAGAAGAGGCCGACCCCCUUCUUCAAGUAGCAAGAAAGCUUGGACUACGGGAAGCCAUGCAGCAGGGGAGGACACCAGGCAGGUUGGGUUUGAGCUGGACACAGAGGAGGACAAGGACAGAAAGGGUGGCAAGAAGGUGCCAGUGGGCUCUACUCAGCCACAUGAUACUGAGGCGAGGUUUUCCAAAGGUGGACGGGGUGAAUCCAAAGUUACCAACCUGAAGAGGCUGACAGAGACCAAGCUCACCCCUCUGAAGUCACGCCUCAAGACUUUGCCCGGUGUUCCCCGACGCAGACGUGGGCGACCACCAUCAGCUGAGAGGCUCAAAGCUGAAGCAGCAGCUGCUGCUGCUGCCCAGCUGUCUACCUCCAUUGAAUGUGGGGAAGGGAAACAUAAAACGUUCAGGAUCAGAGGUGGGGCCGCAGAACCACACACACCUCAGCAGCCCAUGCUAAGGAGUGUGGAUGGCACUGGGGACCAAGACUCUUCCAAUCCACCUGCCUCCCCACUUCCCUCCAAGCCAGGCAGAGCGGUGGGCCUCAGAAAAAGCCCUCGGCACAGAAAGCCGGUCAGAAUCGUCCCCCCGUGUAAGCGUCCUGAUGCUACCAUCGCCAAACAGCUGCUGGAACGUGCUAAGAAAGGAGCACAGAAGCGACUGGAGAAAGAAGCUGUAGCCAUUGGGGGUAGUGGGGGAGGAGCCAUUGAAGCUGGCAUCAGGAAGACCCCGCUGAAGAACAUCAGGCAGUUCAUCAUGCCCGUGGUCAGCACUGUCUCCCUUCGCAUCAUCAAAACACCCAAGCGCUUCAUUGAAGAUGAAGGGAGUUUUGGAACCCCAGCACCCCAUACAAAGAUACCCCGCUUAGACACAGCCCCUUCAUCUGUCUCCACUUCUGCCCAACCUGCCUGCACCAUUUCCUCAUCCCCUUCUCCUGUGCUUGUCUCCUCUACAUCUGCUGUUACUAGCGCUGGUACCACUGCCCCGACUGACUCUCUCCCGCCUCCUUCAUCUCCUGCCCCUGUUCCCUCUGUUCCAUCAACAGCUGCCGGUCUUCUGAAUAGCAGCAACAGCAACACAGCCAAUGGGAGAUUCAGCAGUAGCGCGCCAUCUUGCGGCUCAAGUGCUGUGUCACAGCAUUCCUCACAACUCUCUUCUGCAGAGUCUUCCAGGUCCAGCAGCCCGAGCUUGGAUGACUCAUCGUGCAACUCCCAGGCUUCGGAGGCCACGCAGGCUUUGUCAGAGCCAGAGGAUCAUUCUCCGUCCUCACAGGGAGAGAGAGAGGCCAACCUGCUACACACCUCACAGCCUGCGUCUCCUCCCUCUGAACCGGAGGCAGAGCAUGUGCUGGCAGAGAGGAAUCAACGAGGCCGGAGACGGCAGGGGGUCAGCCAGGGGGGUCAGAAACAGAGGGGAAGAGAGACGCUCACCACUGGGAUGAAAAAGCCAAUCAUUAGCCCACCAACAGGAGUGCUGAUGUCCUCCUCUGCACUUGUAAAUUCCCAGCAAGCUUCAUCCACAGCUUCUUCGUCUUCUUCACCUCCCCCUCUCCUCACCCCUCCACAGCCUCCCCAGUCAACCUCCACUGGUACAGCUGCUAUUAGUGAACACCACCCCCAGUCGUCUUGGAUGCCUCACCCCAUCCCGCCAUUCCUCCCUGGACCGUCAGUGCUGCCCAGCUUGUCAGACAAAAGAAGUCGCUCAAUUCUGAGAGAGCCCACCUUCCGAUGGACAUCCCUGUCCCACCCGAAACAGCAGUACUUUUCCUCUGCUAAAUAUGCCAAGGAGGGCCUUAUACGCAAGCCGGUAUUUGACAACUUCCGUCCUCCACCUCUCACACCUGAAGACGUCGGGCUGGGUGUUGGUGGGGCAGGGGGAGCUGCUCCGGUUGCAUUUCCAGCACCGGUCACCGGAGCGGGGAGUGGGACUCGUCUGUUUGCCCCUCUUCAUCCCCACACUCACCACCAGCACCCCCCAUCAUCCCGCUUUGACUCACCACUUCAAAAGCGCAGCCCGUUGCUUCGUGCUCCACGCUUUACACCCAGUGAGGCUCACUCUCGGAUAUUUGAGUCAGUUACCCUGCAGUCAUCUUCGGGGAGCAGCCCUGGAUCAAUCUCCCCACACCAGACGCCACCCAGCUCCACCAGAACCCAGCGGCGUAGGAGACGGCCGGUUCCGGGAACACUACGUGGCCAUCCACGGUCUCCAUCCCACUCGAUGACCAGACGCAGCAGCCAAAUAGGAGGCCAGAUGUCGAUGGGGAAAGGGGCCUCAGAGAUAUCUGUGCUGCCAGGCUCUGCCUCCAGUAGUAACCCCAGCUCUUUGCCAGGGGUGUCUGCAAGCCCACUAGCCACUAGUGCCUUAACUUCUGCUCCUUUCAACACUUUCUCUACGGUAUCACACGGUAUACUGGCCUCACAAGGAACACCCGAUAAUCGAAGAGGGGCCACUGGAAACCCACCUCCCAUGUCAGCUGCAUCAUCCGGUUCUUCCCCACUUUUCCCUCUCUUUCCUCCCAGUGGCCAAGACACAGGGCGAGGAGCUGGGAAGGGUGGUAAAGAAAAAUGUUUGUCCACUCCCCAGGAACCUGCUCAGAAGGAAAAAGAGAGAGAUUCUGAGAAAAAUCGUGAGAAGGAGAAGGAGAAUAAGAGAGAAGGGAAGAAGGAUUUGGAGAAAAGAAGUCGGGUUUCUACACCAGAUGGCUCCCCUAAUGCACCUUCUAGUCUGUUUACUGUAGAUGGGAGGGACUCUGAUGGUCUUGCUCCAAAAAAGGCUCCGGGGAGAAAAAAAUCAACAUCAGCUGACACGGUUUCUGACACCGCUUCCUCAGAUGUGCCACCUUCCACUGGUCCUGUGUCCUUUACUAAAGGACGUCUGCCUAAGAAAGGCAGGCCCUCUGAGAAGGGAGCAGAGAUGGAGGAUGGGGAAAAAGAGAAAGAGAAAAGAAGUACUCCCAGCCAAAAUACACCAAGCCUCCCAGUGCAUCCCAGCAGACAACAACUUCCUGUUUCCUCUAUUGGAAAAAUUUUAUCAAAUUCAGAGAAACACCCUGUGACUGACAAGCGGGUAGUUGGACUACUGAAGAAGGCCAAAGCCCAGCUCUUUGAGAUAAAGAAGAACAAGCUAAAACCUACAGAUCAGGCAAAGGUCCAGGGUCAAGAGAGUGAUUCGUCGGAGGCAUCGGUCCGUGGACCGCGCAUCAAGCAUGUAUGCCGUCGUGCAGCUGUGGCUCUUGGCCGUAACCGAGCGGUGUUCCCUGAUGACAUGCCCACACUUAGUGCCUUGCCCUGGGAGGAGAGAGAGAAGAUCCUGUCUUCCAUGGGGAAUGAUGACAAGUCUUCAGUUGCGGGCUCAGAAGAGGCAGAGCCUCAGUCCCCUCCCAUAAAGCCACGGGAGACCCGGCAAAAGGCCGUUCAAGAAGCUCCUCCUAAAAAGGGCAGACGGUCGCGGCGCUGUGGCCAGUGCUCAGGCUGCCAGGUUCCAGAAGACUGCGGUGAAUGUACCAACUGUCUGGAUAAGCCUAAGUUUGGAGGGCGAAACAUUAAAAAGCAAUGCUGCAAGAUGAGAAAGUGUCAGAACUUACAGUGGAUGCCCUCAAAGAUUCUUCAAAAGCAAGGUAAAGGCAAGAAGGACAAGAAAAAGAGGCCACCGGAAAAGAAAGAGAGCCUCAAUCCGGUGAAAGGACCAAACUCGGACUCUGGUCCCAAACCCAUUCCUGCUCCAGCAAAAGAGGAACCUCCCCGUAAAAAGAGCCCUCCUCCUCCUCCUCUAAGGCAGGGAGAGGAGAAGUCAAGACAGCCAUUAUCCAAGCAAUCAUCGCCAGCCCUCGCAUCCUCCCCUGCCCCAGCCGAUCCCCCUCAGGCCUCCGCCGCAUCCACAGCCCAGGCUCAGUCUCCCGCACCGACGUCAGAACCCAAGCAGCUCACGGUCCCAAGCGGUGCCCCCGGUAAAAAGGGGCACAAGCCACAGCAGCCUGUACCGGCUUCCACCUCCACGUCAUCUUCUUCCACUUCAUCGUCUUCUUCUUCAUCCUCAUCAUCUUCUUCUUCCUCCUCCUCCUCUUCCUCCUCUUCAUCGUCAUCUUCUGCACAAAAUUCCCCCUCUCAGUCUACGCAGUCUCAGCCGUCAUCACAACAGCAGCAGCAACGGACACUUACCAGUCAGGCAUGUUCAAAAAAGGAUGCUUCACCCAAGAUUUCGUCAAAUGAACCCAAGAAAAAAACACAGCCGCUGCAGCAGCAGCAUUCAGUGCAACAGCAGAGCUCAGCUACAGUAGUUUCAGAUACAGCCGAAUCAAAACAGUUAAAGAAGCCAACUUCUCGCUCUGUUCCCCUUUCUCCUAAACACAAACCAAAAGACAAGCCUCUGACCACUAAACCCCCGAGCAGCAGUACUUUAAACUCGCAGAGCACUCCCUCGACUAGGGGCCAGGUGAAUUCUAGAGCACCCUGCGACGGAGUGCAUCGUAUCAGAGUGGAUUUCAAAAGGAACCAUGAUGUGGAGAAGGUGUGGGAGGCUGGUGGCCUCAGCCUGCUCACCUCUGUGCCUAUCACACCCAGGGUGCUCUGCUUUUUGUGUGCAAGCAGUGGAAAUGUGGAGUUUGUCUUCUGCCAGGUAUGCUGUGAACCGUUCCAUCUCUUUUGCCUGGGGGAAUCGGAGCGCCCUCUCCAGGAGCAGUUUGAGAACUGGUGUUGUCGACGAUGCCGAUACUGCCAGGCCUGUGGGCGCCAGCACCAGAAAACUAAACAGCAGCUGCUAGAGUGCGACAAGUGCCACAACAGCUAUCACCCAGAGUGCCUGGGUCCCAACUACCCAACCAGACCCACCAAGAAGAAGAGAAUCUGGGUUUGCACCAAGUGUGUGCGCUGUAAGAGCUGUGGCACCACGAAACCUGGGAAGUCCUGGGAUGCCCAGUGGUCACAUGAUUUCUCCAUGUGUCAUGAUUGUGCCAAACUUUUUGCUAAAGGGAACUUCUGCCCACUGUGUGAUAAGUGCUAUGACGAUGAUGAUUAUGACAGCAAAAUGAUGCUGUGUGGCCGCUGCAACCAUUGGGUUCAUGCAAAGUGUGAGAAUCUCACAGAUGAAAUGUAUGAACUGCUGUCAAAGCCAGAGAGCGUUGCCUACACAUGUACCAAAUGUACCGAACGACACCCGCCCGAGUGGAGGGCGGCGUUGGAAAGGGAACUUCAGGGCUGCAUUCGCAACGUCCUCACUGCACUGCUCAACUCACGCACAUCCACGCACCUGCUACGGUACAGACAGGCGGUGAAGCCACCAGAGCUGAAUCCAGAGACGGAGGAGAGUCUUCCAUCCCGUCGUUCCCCGGAGGGCCCAGAUCCUCCAGUCCUGACAGAAGUAACCCCCACACCUCCCAGCGACUCCCCUCCAGAUUUGGAGUCUGUUGAGAAAAAGAUGGAUCAAGGCCGGUACAAUUCAUUGCUGGAGUUUAGCGAUGACAUCGUGCGAAUCAUUCAGACAGCCAUCAACAGUGACGGAGGCCAACCUGAGAGCAGGAAAGCCAACAGCAUGGUCAAGUGCUUUUUCAUCCGGCAAAUGGACCGAACCUUUCCAUGGUUCAAAGUGAAAGAGUCCAGAUUCUGGGAAAGCCAAAAAGUCUCUGCCAACAGUGGGCUCCUCCCCAAUGCUGUGCUGCCGCCGUCCCUAGACCACAACUACGCCCAGUGGCAGGAGAGACAGGAGCUUUCCCGUGCUGAGCACCCACACUUCAUGAAGAAGAUUAUCCCUGCUCCCCAGCCCAAGACCCCCGGCGAACCUGAUUCUCCGGCCUCCUCUCCUCCGCUACUUCCCUCUAUACUCCCACCGCCCCUACUCUCGCCUGAUCGCGAGGACAGCCCAGAGCUCCCUCCUCCACCAGGCGUCACAGAUAACAGGCAGUGCGUCCUGUGCCUGAAGUAUGGAGACGAGAACACCAAUGAGGGAGGCAGGCUGCUGUACAUCGGUCAGAAUGAGUGGUCCCAUGUGAAUUGUGCUCUGUGGUCCGCAGAGGUCUUCGAGGAUGAUGACGGGUCUUUGAAAAAUGUUCAUAUGGCUGUUCUCAGGGGAAAACAGCUGCGGUGUGAGAAGUGUCAAAAGCCAGGAGCCACCGUUAGCUGCUGCCUUACCUCUUGCACCAGUAACUACCACUUCAUGUGUGCCCGCCAGUGCCACUGCAGCUUCCUGGAAGAUAAAAAAGUCUACUGUCCAAAGCACAGGGACCUCAUCAAAGGAGAAGUGGUGUCUGGGUUUGAGGUGACCCGCAGGAUCCUGGUGGACAUGGAGGGCAUUAAUCUCAGGAGGAAGUGGCUGGCAGGACUGGAGCCUGAAAAUGUCCACAUGAUGAUUGGCUCGAUGGCAAUUGAUUGUUUGGGAAUACUAACUGAACUCUCAGACUGCAAACGGAAACUCUUUCCUGUGGGAUACCAGUGUUCGAGGGUGUACUGGAGUACUUUAGAUGCACGAAAACGCUGCGUGUAUACCUGCAGGAUCCUAGUUUGUCACCCUCCAGUGGCAGAUUCUGAUCUAAAGAACAUGAUGGCUCCUGAGGAGAAUCGCACAAUAGCACACAGCCCACCUUCCUUAACAGACUUUCCUGAUCCAUUUGAAUCACCAAGGCGCUCUGACACACUUUCCCCUGCCAAUACCCCCAAGCUCAGGGUUUACACCAGGAACCGACAUCCCAGCUACCCCCCUUGUCAACGGUCAAUAGGUCCUCGUCCCAUGCCAUCUCCAGGAGGUUCUUCACAGCCCCAAAGUCAUGAGAUUGUGACAGUGGGAGACUCCCUGGUAAAUCCCGGUACGCGGAAUAUUGAUUCACGUCGUCACAGCUCGCCUUCCCUCUCCCCUCCGCCCCAGCACCUUAACAGACAGAGAGGAAUCACCGCCACAUCUCACAUUUUGUCACGACCCCUGACCUCACCCCCUCCACUCAUUCCCUCCCCCGCCAGGGACCCCGAAAAGUCCAAACACUUCAGCAAAGACUCAGCAAGGAGCCCACUUCAAAAAGACGAAGAAAGAGGUCGACACUUCUCCUCGGACAGAAACAAACAGCAACCUUCCCGAGACCAAGCGACGAGAGAAGCAGACAAGGGGAGACUCCCGAGUCGAGAGCUCGACUCUAAGGAUUCUGACAAGAGUAGAUCAUCCAGAGAACCUGGGCAGAAAGACUCUGACCGGAACCAAAUGUCAACCAAAGAGCCAGAAAAGAGGAGGCCGCUGAGUAAAGACUCUGGUCUGAAAGACUUUGACAGAGGCAGACCGAUCAGUAGAGAUCAUUUAAGAGAUUCCGAAAAGGGGAGACAAACAAACAGAGACACUGAGAAGGGAAAACAGGCGAGCAGAGAAUCAAGCAUUAGAGAAACUGACAAAAGUAAGUCAUCCUCUAGAGAUCCCAGCUAUAAGGAUAUGGACAAAGGUAGGUCACUGAAUAGAGAUACAGGACUACGGGACUCUGAAAAGUAUAGACUAUAUAGCAGGGAAACAGGAAAAGACUCAGGCCAAGGUAAAGACAGAUCAUCCAGCAGAGAUGCUGACAAGGGCAGACCUCCGUCUAGAGAUUCCAGUUAUAGAAGCACAGAGAGAAACAAAGACUCUGGCUCAGGGAAGGACAGUAACACAAACAGCCAGUCUAAACACUCUGGAGGAGAGAGUAAGAACCCAAGACUGGGACCUGCAGGCUCAGGCCAGUCUUCCCCUCCCGUUGGCACUGCUGUUCACACAAGCCAGCAGAGAAGUGGCAGCACCAAGCAGACAGACAAGCAAGGGAAACAUGGAAGCAAAGAUCAGGAUGUUUCUGCAAGCCUCAGUUUGUUGCCUCGUCAGAGGUCCAGCCCAGCGUCCAACAAUAACCAGAACAAGGACAAGCCCAGCUCAGGGAAGGAGAGUAGUAGCAGCACUGGAAAUUUAAUAUCAUCAUCACUCCAUAAGGACUCUGUUGUUGGAAAAUCCGGCUCCCCACAACCUCCACUUCAGAAGUCCAGUACACGGAAAUCAAAUGAGUGCUCGUCAGGUUCAGGCACGGCAGCGACCGCAAAGCCUCUGUGGCCUUCGAGGACGUCAGCGGAGGAUGAUGCUGUUAAACGAGGCUCCGUGCACCUGGCCUCUCCAGCUGCAGCCUCAGCUGCCAAAGAUAAACACCCCAAAGUUAAAACAGCAGGCAGCAGAGACGUGUCCAAAGACCGUGACAGAGAGAAGACCUUUCAAAACGUCAACAUCAGCAACAAGAUUCCCCUUCUCAACAAUAAUGCUAAAGCUGCCGGCAGCUCCAACAUGCACGCUACCAACCCUACUUCCCACAACAGCAGCAAAAGCAAAGCUCCAAUGCUAGGAAACAGCACCAAAGGCCAUGGGAAGGCUCAGGGAGAGAAGCAUGAUACCCAGGGUGGGGACAGGUCAUCCUCAAAGAACAGAGACAGUUACUCCUGUCCAGAGAGGAAGAACAGUUCCAGCCUGGACAACUUGCACCAGACUAUGAAGACCUCUUCACAGUCUCACAGCAAGCAAGCAACUAACCAGCUUUCACUGUCCUCCAGAGAGAAGAAGCGAUCAAUUAAAUCCCCAGCUACAGCUCCACUAAAGACUGAUAUUAAGAGUGACCCUAAUGGGACCACCACCGUUACUAGUAUUUCUUCAUCCUCCUGCCCCACGACCACUGCCCCCAUAGUCUCUCCUGCUGGCCAGGGGGGUCAUCGCUCCGCAUGUACUGUUCUUUUCUCCUCUGCCAGCAGCAGUGACAGCUCUGAAUCUGACACCCAGACUCACACAGAGGAAGAGGAACUGCAUAAAGAGCGCCCACGCGGAGAGCUCAGAGACCACCGCGGUCUCCACGUGCAAGGCACUGAGGAUGAGGGCGUUGGCCCCGAAGAUGACCAUGACAGGGGUAUGGAGGAUAAACAUCACGAAGAUGACAGUGACGGAUCAGGGUCGGCCAAGCGGCGCUACCCUCGACGCAGCGCACGCGCACGCUCCAACAUGUUUUUCGGCCUCACGCCUUUCUAUGGGGUUCGCUCGUAUGGUGAGGAAGACCUUCCUUUUUAUGGCAGCGGUGACGGAGCUGGGACUGUGGUUAAGAGGAGGACGGGUGGCCGCAAGAAGUCAGCUGAGGGGCAGGUCGAUGGAGCGGACGAUAUGAGCACCACGUCUUCAUCUGGAGACAGUGGCGAGGAUGAAGACAGUGGAAUGAAACAUAGGGGUAAGGAUCCUUAUUACUACAACUUCACUCGAACAAUAAUUAACCCUGGUGAGGGCCUGCCAUCUAUAGAAGGAUUAGACCAGUGUCUGGGAAGGGGAUCCCAGCUUCAGCGUUUUCUAAAGGACGAGGAGCAGCAGCAACGAAGGGCUCAGCAAAAAGCGGAAGAGGACAUGCUGAGCGCUUUGACCUUGGGCAAGCAGCGUAUCGGCCAGCUUGAUGGCGUCGAUGAUGGGUCGGAGAGUGAUACCAGCAUCUGCACCACCAGCACCACAACCACUACAGCCACGUCCUCUUCCACCACACAUAAAAGCACUCCCAAGAGGAGAGGCAGAGAGAGACACACUGAGAAGGCCGACUCCCACGAGUCAAGCAAAGAGGCAGACAGCAGUGGCGGAGCAGUUAGUGGAAACACCCGAGAAGGGAGAAAAAACCAGAAGGAAAAUUGUCUUCCACUCGGAGGUGGGGUCAAGUCCCAGCCGCAGAGUCAGGAUCCUCUCGAGGCCCAGCUGUCCCUCAGCACAGACCUGCUUAAAUCUGACUCUGACAACAACAACAGCGAUGACUGUGGGAACAUUUUGCCAUCAGAUAUCAUGGAGUUUGUCCUGAACACCCCCUCUAUGUCAUUGCCAGCUCUGGGUCAGCAGUCUGAGCCAUCUUCUUCUGAGCUGCUGCUGGAUGAGAGCUAUGUUGGAGUGGAUGUCAACAGACGUAAAGACAUUCUGUUUGAUGACUUCUCCGAGCCGCUGCCCAGUGCGGAAAGCGGAGGGGUCGUAGAGAGUAGUGUGAAUAGCUCAAUAUCUGUGGAGGAGCCGUAUCUUCCUUUGGAGCUGCCGUCUGACCUCUCUGUCCUGACCACACGCAGCCCGACUGUCAGCACCAGUCAGAACCACAGCGCUGGGAGUCUCAUCUCAAAUACCUCAGACCGCACCAUGCUGGGCUUGAACUCGGACACAGAGACCAUCAGCGGGGAAAAGAGUGGGGACAAAAAGAGAGCAGGGCCAGGCGUGUCACCAUCAGAGAAUCAGCACGAUGGUACGUCGUUGGCAAACAGGGAUACGCAGGUCUCAGAAGGUCAUAUGACUCCUGAGCAGUUUAUUCCUAGCCCUGCUAUUGGCCAGGUAGUUGAGGCACCAGCUAACCAGGAUAUUCCAAGGAGUUCUGGUACUCCCGGCUUGCCAAGUUCACCCUCGCUGCCUCUUCAGGGUCAGAAAUACCUCCCGACUUCAGCGGCAGCAGCUGCAGGCAGCGCCAGUCCAGCACCAGGCCCAGGACCUUCCCAGGCUCAAGUGUCCAGCCCAGCAGUCAUCAAACCAGGUCCUGAUAAGCUUAUUGUAGUCAACCAACAAUUCCAGCCUCUCUAUGUCCUCCAGACUGUCCCUAAUGGUGUCACCCAAAAGAUUAGUGCAACAGGAGUGAUGGAUUCUAGCUCGCCUACAGUGCUAAGCUCCAUGACACUUACCACGGGGUUAAAUACUGGCUUGUCUUCAACCCAAUCAAUAUUUCCCGCUGGGGGCAAAGUUCUGGGUACCAUGCCUCACCCCUCUCAGAUUCACACCUUCACAGGACCCACACAGACAGGCUUUCAGACAGGGAUCCCUAGCACCACCUCAGGACUUCUCAUUGGUCUGCCGUCUCAGUCCCACGACCAGUCCCAGAUUCUGGUCUCGGAGGCCGGUCGACCACACGAGUUGGGUCCCAGUGUUGCCAUAGUGUCGAGUCCGUCCUCUCUCACCUCUUCCCCGACUGUACUUGCCUCUGCUCAUGGCAAGAAGAGGCCCAUUUCUCGUCUUCUGCCAAGAAAAAGCAAAAAGUCAGGGCGCUCCCGUAACCAGCCCACUCUGGCCCCGUCUGAAGUAGGCCCUCCCAAUAUGACCCUCAUCAACCUGUCUUCCCCUCAGAUUACUGCUAGCAUCCCCGGUCAACCUGGUGGCUUAGUUGAGUUAAGCACUCUCUCCACUUCUCAACGCAAGAUUCCCAAUAUAAUCAAGAGACCAAAAUCCGGCGGAGUGAUGUACUUAGAUCCCACUACUCUCCUUCAGCAGAGGCUUUCUGGUACUGCCCAGCCUGGUAUCCUGAGCCACGAUUCCUCGGCUCAUCUCCUACCUUGCUCAGUCUCUGGCUUGAACCCCAGCCAGUCAGUGUUAAAUGUUGUGUCUGUUCCCCCUAGUGGCGCAGCUGGACUUCUUGCCCCAGGAUCAGUAUCACUCUCCACCCCUGUUCUCAGCUCAACUGAGAUCACAGGGCAGAUUAGCAACCUCCUUUUUAAAGCAAGUCCACACGCCCUGGGCCUGUCAGAUCAGUCUGUGGUCCUUCAGUCAGCAGGAGGAGCACCUCUGAUGUCACAGCUAAGCUCCCCUGUUCAGACAUCAAUAGCUAGCAGCAUCUGCGUCCUGCCCUCCCAACAGACUAUCAGCAUGGCUGUCAACCAGCAAGGAGAGACAGACGCCAGCAGUGUUCACUUACAACAUCAGUCUCAACCCGUUAACAGACCCCAGCUUGUGGACUCAUGUGCAAACAGCACUGUUACUUUAGCGCCUGCUCCAUCCACCCCUCUAAGUCCCACCAAGGGACGUGUUGUUGGAGUGUUCACGCAAACACAGACAUCCAUGCACUCCCAGAGCAUUAGAACAACUCCUAUUUCCAAGUUAUCAGAGCAUAUGCCACCUACCUCCACAGUAGUGUCAGCAGCAGCUGCAGUUUCAGGAGCAGAGAAAGGCAAACAGAAGGGGAAGAGGAGCAGGCAGAGUCUAGAUGUAAGCAGCGGGAAGAAGCUUAAGGCCUCUCUGCCUGAGGAACAUUUCAGCAACCCUGCAGGACAGCACCCAUCCUCUAACCCAAGCUCCAAAGAGCCGAUCUCCUCUGAGCCAGUGGACACAGGAAAGCCACCGGAAAAGACGACCAACAAGAGUGUACUUGGUAAAAAGAAGACAUCCGAAGGACACGUUUUACCAGGGAAAGUGGUGGGAAAAGACAAACCUCAUGCCGCUGGAGGAACAGGCUCUCUUCCUGUGACCUCACCGCCCGACCAGGAUGGCAACAGCAGGGAUAACGGUUUAGACAGUAAACCCAAAAAGGGUAUCAUCUUUGAAAUCUGCAGUGAGGACGGGUUCCACAUCCGCUGUGAGAGUAUUGAAGAGGCCUGGAAAUCCCUCACUGAUAAAGUGCAGGAAGCUCGCUCCAGUGCACGACUCAAAAAGCUCUCCUUUGAAGGUGUGAACGGACUGAGGAUGCUCGGGGUCGUCCAUGAGGCUGUAGUCUUCCUGUUGGAGCAGCUGUACGGCACCAGGCACUGUCGAAGCUAUCGCUUCCGCUUCCACAAACCGGAGGAAACGGACGAUCCUCCCAUCAACCCCCACGGCUCGGCUCGUGCAGAAGUCCACCACAGGAGGUCAGUAUUCGACAUGUUCAAUUUCUUGGCCUCAAAACAUCGCCAACCUCCUGAGUAUAGGCCGCAGGAAGACGAUGAUGAUGAAGUGCAGCUCAGGACUGCCAGACGUGCCUCCACGGAGCUUCCACUUGCUGUGAGAUUCAAACAGCUCAAGGCCACCUCGAAGGAGACUGUGGGAGUCUACAGGUCUCCUAUCCAUGGCCGCGGCCUCUUCUGCAAGAAAACCAUCGAAGCAGGAGAAAUGGUCAUCGAAUACUCGGGGAACGUCAUUCGGUCUGUGCUCACUGACAAACGGGAGAAAUACUACGAUGGGAAGGGCAUUGGCUGCUACAUGUUUCGCAUCGAUGACUACGAGGUGGUGGAUGCCACGGUGCACGGUAACGCUGCCCGCUUCAUCAACCAUUCCUGCGAGCCCAACUGCUACUCCCGGGUGAUCACCGUGGACUGCCAGAAGCACAUCGUCAUCUUCGCCUCGCGCCGCAUCUACUGCGGGGAAGAGCUCACCUAUGACUACAAGUUCCCCAUCGAGGACGCCAGCAACAAGCUGCCGUGCAACUGCGGCGCAAAGAAGUGUCGCAAGUUCCUCAACUGAUGCCCGUACCUGAAGGACCUUAACGAGGACUGUUGAGCAAAAGCACCACAAUGACCCGCAGCACGCGGGUUUGUGGCGAUUUCAUGCGUCCGGUCUAUGAUGGACCACAGCUGCGAGCAGGCCAGGAGCUCCGUCGGCGCCCUCCGCUGAUGGUUUUGAGCACAGCAGGCUCAGCAGCUGUCGGUUGCACUGUAUAUGCAGGAAGGGCCAUUUUUUGGGAGGACGGGCCAUUUGUAGAAAUACCAACAUAUUGUGCCUCCUUAUGUCUCGUUUUCAUUUGGCACUCAGAGGUGAGUCAGAAAGUCAUGUCAGAAAGUUCCCCCUUCAUAAUUUAUUUAUAUUUUUGUUUUUAUGCAUUGGCCCAUCCUCCUUAAUUUUCUAAAUGUUUUGGUCUACUUGUGCUCAGAUGUGAACACAGAAGGAAAAAAAAAUCAAAGAACUUGGUUCAAUUUUACACCAAAGUGCAAUUUGUUGAAGGGACUUUUACUAAAGGUAAAAAUUAGAAAAUUGUUA